AUGCAGCCGACUCGCAAGAUAAACUCCAGGCUCUUCAAGGAACUUCUUGAGUCCAUUGACCGCGCAGUCGUCGAACUAAAUGCGUUGGCGUUCGCUGGAGCCGUCACCAUUAUCCAGCUGGGCUUCUUCGUGCUGCGGCAGAUGCGCUUCCACCGUCAGCUCAAUAUCUUCGCGAGCACCGUGGAGACGUCUCUCCGGCGGUUCUUCGGCUCCUUCUUCGUCUUCAUGAUCAUCUUCCUGGCCUUUUCCUUCAUGGUCCACAGUCUCUUCGACAAGCGCGUGCUCCAGUUCUCCACUCCCGCGAAAUCCAUGGAGUCGUGCGUCAACAUGCUCUUCGGCGAGUUCGACUUCGACAGUAUUCGCGAGAUCUCAGCCUCGAGCCUCUUCUACUGGGUCUACAUGCUGGUGGUGAGUCUCGAGCUGCUCAGCAUGAUGCUGGCGAUCGUCAUGGCCGCGUACGAAGCCAUGAACAAAGAGGCGCACGAAGACGCUCUCACAAUGUUCCUCUCGUGGAGGAGCAAGAAACUGUGGACCAAUCUUCUCUUACUGUUCAUGGGGAGGAAGAACGGCAUUGCCGUGGCGCUGCUUUAA
This is a messenger RNA of Phytophthora sojae, 591 nucleotides long. RefSeq lists its product as hypothetical. The coding region runs from base 1 to 591 and encodes 196 amino acids. The transcript has a single exon. The record is from RefSeq and is a predicted model, not a curated record. NCBI's taxonomy places the organism in Eukaryota, Oomycota, Peronosporomycetes, Peronosporales, Peronosporaceae.